Messenger RNA from Vombatus ursinus (common wombat), 688 nucleotides. RefSeq names its product docosahexaenoic acid omega-hydroxylase CYP4F3-like. The annotation marks the transcript as partial. Gene Ontology annotation, molecular function: iron ion binding; monooxygenase activity; oxidoreductase activity, acting on paired donors, with incorporation or reduction of molecular oxygen. The record is from RefSeq and is a predicted model, not a curated record. The transcript is spliced from 4 exons. Lineage: Eukaryota; Metazoa; Chordata; Mammalia; Diprotodontia; Vombatidae.
AUUGUCGCCUCUGCCCUUCCUUGGGAUGGUGAAGCUUCUCCCCAUCUCCACUAUGCUGGAGCUGACAGGGUUCCUGUCUCCAGGGAUGAUCUGGCCCAGAUGCCCUUCCUGACCAUGUGCAUCAAGGAGAGCCUGCGGCUGCACCCCCCAGUUGGCAUGGUCUCCCGCUGUUGCACCAAGGACAUCCAGCUGCCUGACGGGCGGAUCAUUCCUAAAGGAAACAUUUGCCUGGUCAGCAUCUUUGGAACUCACUAUAACCCUGCUGUGUGGCCCAACCCUGAGGUUUAUGACCCGUAUCGCUUUGACAUCAACAAUCACCAAAAGAUUUCACCCUUGGCCUUUAUACCCUUCUCAGCUGGACCCAGGAACUGCAUUGGCCAGAAUUUCGCCAUGUCUGAGAUGAAGGUUGUGCUGGCCCUCACCUUACUGAGGUUCCGAGUCCUCCCUGAUAAAGACCCAGUUCGAAGAAAGCCAGAAAUUAUUCUCAGAGCAGAAAGUGGUCUGUGCCUGAAGGUGGAGCCACUUUUGGGUCCUUCCAGCCCUGAGGCACACCUCUCAGAAGCCCCUCCGGAAUGAUGGCUGGAUGUAUCCUUCUGCUUUUGAGCAUGGAUGCCUGCUUUCUACCUGCCCAUUCACCCACCCUCACCUUGAUUGUAAUUCUUCUAAAUAAAAACAUUUCAGCAUAGAA